AGCUUAAGGCUCAAGAUGGUCUCCGAUUUCAAGUCGUGGAGCCGAUGGCCACGCCGGCCACAUGGCCACGGGACACCAUGGCUGAUCUUUUGGAUGUUCCUUCCCUGGGCGCUGAAAAGCGCCACGUUUUCCUCACCUGCCGGAAGCCGAAACGCGAAAAGCAUGGGGAUUCUGCUGGCACCUGGGGCAGAUGAAGCAGUGGCAGCGUUCAGAAAGAAGUUUCCGGAGGUAAUGGCCAAAGAGCGUCCAGACUAUUUGGGCACCGCCUGCAGCGAAGCCGAUCUACGGCGACGUUUCCAGAGCCUGGGGGAAACGCUCGGCAGGGAGGAGGCCCUGGGACUGGUCCUGCGGGAGCCACUACUUCUGGCAAUGCAGGAGAGGAAUCUCCAAGCGUCAUGGAAAGCGAUGCUGGACGUCGCCGCGUGCGAUGGACGAUCUCCUGCAGAAGCCUUGCGCGUGGUGCGCAAACGUCCUGGCUGUUUGAUCGCGCCAGCUGAGGAAUUCAAAGGCAAGACCUUGGCCGAGUUCGAGGCGGUUUCGCAGAUGGAGGACGCCUUUCGCCCAGCCACCGAGACCUUGAAAGACCUGGGCCCGGAGGGGGUGGCCUUGGGCGCGGCCGCCUUGGGCAUAGCCGCCUUGGGAGCCAUGGCGGAGAAGAAGUCACUGGGAUCUAAGGGACAGAAGCCGAAAAGGAGGCGAUGAUGGUCCGCCAGUGGCACCAUGUACAUAGAAUGCAUCGAACGCAGGGCAAGCAGAACAGUUGAAAGCUUGAAA
Molecule: messenger RNA, 774 nt
Organism: Cladocopium goreaui
Lineage: Eukaryota; Dinophyceae; Suessiales; Symbiodiniaceae
Source: the annotation of a GenBank genome assembly